Messenger RNA from Drosophila subpulchrella, 1692 nucleotides. RefSeq names its product acyl-coenzyme A thioesterase 9, mitochondrial. Lineage: Eukaryota; Metazoa; Arthropoda; Insecta; Diptera; Drosophilidae. The record is from RefSeq and is a predicted model, not a curated record. Gene Ontology annotation, molecular function: fatty acyl-CoA hydrolase activity. Gene Ontology annotation, cellular component: mitochondrion. Bases 97 to 1443 code for a protein of 448 amino acids. Gene Ontology annotation, biological process: acyl-CoA metabolic process. The transcript is spliced from 4 exons.
UGAUUCCGCGACUAGCUGGUUUUAUUUGGGGUCAAAUCGCAGACGGGUUACAAUCGAAAAAGUUAGGGGAAAAGUUAACAAUUAAAUUAAACCAAGAUGCUGCGUUCUUUGUUGGGAGCCCAAAAGUGCUGGGGAUUGAUCCGCAGCAGAAAACUCAUGGAGGUGGCCACCAAACAGGCGCCUGCUUCCUUUGCGGUGCCCAAGCGUCACUACUCACCGCCCACUCAUAUUAAGCAAUCGGCGGUGGCCAAUGAAUCCGGAACCAUGGCGGAGAUCAAGCAGGAGAUGAUGAAACGAUUGGGUCUAGAGCCCGGCUACAACCCGCUGCCAAAAUCCAGGGAGCAGUUGCUCAAGUACCAGCCAAAGUUGGAGGAUCUGCCACCGAGAGCCAUGCAGGACUCCUUCACCUCGGCCAUCAUUCCCCUGAGCACGGAUCGCACUUUGCAGGACAAGUAUGUGACCUAUCUGGGCCACGUGCGAUUUGGGCGGCUGCUGGAGGACAUGGAUAUGUUUGCUGCUUGGUGCUGUCAUAAGCACCUGAAGCUGCCGAACCUGCCAGAGGGAGUUCACCUGCCGUACACCUUUGUGACCAUUCUGGUGGACCGCAUCGACUUCACCAAUGUCCAGGCUUCAGGUACCCAGGACAUCCGGCUUUCCGGCCACGUCUCAUGGGUGGGAACCAGUUCCAUUGAGGUCGUGGUCUGGCUGGAGCAGAUGGUAGCUGGACGGUACCAAAAGCUCACCCGAGCUCUGUUCCUAAUGGCGGCCAGAAAUGCCACCAACACGGGAGCCGCUCCUGUGAGUCCCAUACAGCCGGCUAAUGAGGAGGAGAAGGAGAUUCUCGCUGGUGGCGCAGACAGAAAGAAGAAGCGACAGAUUCUUUGCGCACAGUCCGUCUUCAAGGUGGAGCCCAACGAUCCCGAGCAGACGCUCAUGUAUGAGCUUUACAAGAGGACCACUCCCAGCAACACUUUGGAGCUGAACAAGCGCAUCCUGCCGCCGAACUGCCGCUGGAUGGAGGACUCCUUCCAGAUGAGCACUAUUCCCUCGUUCCCGGAGCACAGGAAUCACCACAACCGGGUCUUCGGGGGCUUCCUUAUGCGAAGUGCCCUGGAGAUUAGCUGGGCAGCAGCUUUCCUUUACUGCAAAACGCGACCCAAACUGGAGCACAUCUCGGACAUCAGUUUCGAGAAGCCCGUGGGCGUGGAUAGCUUUAUCAAGAUGACGGCCUACGUGGUGUACACGAAGCUCAACUACGUGCAGAUCAUGACCGUUGCGGACGUCCUAGAUACGCACACGGGCAGCCAGGUGACCACCAACACGUUCUACUACACCUUCUCGUCUCCGGACACGGUAACUGAGGUCCUUCCCCGGUCCUACCACGAAACCAUGUGGUACAUCCAAGGUCGUCGCAAGUUCGAGGCUAGCAUGGGUUUGAAAUAGAUCCGCAGAUGCUACUGAAUGUUCCCAAUGAUAUUAAGCGAGGCUAUCCUGUGGGAUACAUAAAUACUAUUACCAGUUCUGUGUUUAUAUAAAGCAAUAAUCGUGUAUUGUCAGUUCACUAACCCGGAAACACUCAAGCCCUCUGGAGGGUACUAAGUUCUUGUCCUGAAAUUUGCAAACCUUUUUUGUUUUUAACCACCCUAAUAAUUAUUAAAAAUCACUAUUUAUCAAGUUUCAACAUAUAAAAUA